AUGGGUAGGGUUGCCACUUCAAGAUCUAAAAAGCAGAGACAUGAUCCUUUGCUGAAGGAUAUUCAUGCAUCUGAAGGUAAUUUGAGAAAAGCCGCUAAGCAACAACAGAGAGAUGAGAGCGAUGAAGAAGAAGAUUACGUAGACGCGCAAUCUUCCAGAAAGAUUCUACAGUUAGCUAGAGAGCAACAAGAAGAAUUAGAAGAAGAAGCAGAAAAUGAUGCUUUGAAGGAGAGAAAUUCAGUAGCGAGAUUUCGCGUAGCUAAUUACGACAAUGAGGAUGAAGAUGACGAAGAUGAAGCAGACGAGAACAUUUCUGAUUUUGAGCCCGAAGGUGCAGAAUAUGAGGAGGAAGAGGAGGUCAUAGAGAUAGACGAGGAAGAUGCUGCCAUGUUUGAGAGCUAUUUCAAGAAGGCUGACGAUUACAAUUCUGCUUUCCAGAGCUACAAUUUGGCAGAUAAAAUUAUGGCCUCUAUUCGCGAAAAAGAAAUGGAGCUCACCGAGAGCUCUGUUUCGAACGAAAGAGCUGCUCCUCAAGAAGGUGUGGCAUUGCCUCCAAAAGUAAUAAAAGCAUACACUACGGUAGGUUCAAUUUUGAAGACUUGGACUCAUGGAAAACUGCCCAAGCUUUUCAAGGUGAUUCCAUCGCUGAACAACUGGCAAGAUGUUUUAUAUGUCACCAACCCUCCAGAGUGGUCUCCUCAUGUUGUUUACGAAGCAACGAAACUGUUUGUUUCAAACUUGCCCGCUAAAGAGGCUCAAAAAUUCAUUAAUGCAGUUCUCCUCGAGCGUUUCCGUGAAAAUAUCGAAACUAGUGAAGACCAUUCUUUGAAUUACCACAUUUAUCGUUCUAUCAAAAAAUCUCUAUACAAACCCAGUGCUUUUUUCAAGGGCUUUUUGUUUCCUCUGGUAGAAACAGGUUGCAAUGUUCGUGAAGCGACUAUCGCAGGCAGUGUUUUGGCGAAAAUUUCUGUUCCGGCUUUACACUCUGCUGCUGCUCUAAGUUAUCUACUAAGGCUUCCAUUUUCACCUGCAACAACGGUAUUUAUAAGAAUCUUGCUUGACAAGAAGUAUGCCCUCCCUUACCAAACUGUCGAUGAGUGCGUUUUCUAUUUUAUGAGAUUUAGGGUUGUAGAUGAUGGAAGCAAUGGUGAAGAUGCUACGAGAACCCUACCUGUGGUAUGGCACAAAGCUUUUCUAUGUUUUGCUCAACGUUACAAGAAUGAUAUAACGCAGGAUCAAAGAGAUUUUCUACUGGAAACUGUUCGCCAAAGAGGCCAUAGGGACAUUGGUCCUGAAAUAAGGCGUGAGUUGCUGGCUGGUGAAAGCAGAGAAUUUGUCAGUGACGUCGGAAACAAGGCAGAUUUAAUGCUUGACAUCGAAUAG
This is a messenger RNA of Lachancea fermentati, 1383 nucleotides long. NCBI's taxonomy places the organism in Eukaryota, Fungi, Ascomycota, Saccharomycetes, Saccharomycetales, Saccharomycetaceae. The record is from the annotation of a GenBank genome assembly.